CAGUUGAAAUCCUCCUCCUCCCAACUGUCGAUAGAUUUCUGCAUGAGCUGCUUCAGUUAAGCAAAAAAAUUAGGGAAAAACUGAAUUUUGUAAAGGAAUUGGAAUGGCGAGUGAUUGGAGGAAAUCGAUGGGUAAUGUUAGAUCCUUUGUUGGAAACUUAACCGGAGGUUUAAGGGGUGGAAGCAAUUUAGCAUCUUGGGUUGUCGCCGGUACCUUAGCUUACUUUCUCUGGGUCAAGCCAUCUCAGGAACUCAAGAGACAGCAAGAGGAAAAGGCGGCUUUGGCUGCUGCAUCAGAUGCUUAUCGUUAUGUUGAGAAGCGAAAACCCAUUCCUGAUCCGCAGGAAACUGGAUUGAUAUACGGUAACAAGAACAAAGCUAAAAGAGCUGAAGAAUAGCUUUGCGAGAAUUCGAUGCCAUUCUGUAAGUUAGCUUGCAUAGUGCUCAGGGAAUUGUAAUCCCUUUUGGAGUCACUGUUGCUCAUUGGCGUAUAGGAGCUUAUAUACAUGUACUUCUGAACUCAUUUUUUUUUAUGGGGGCAAAUAAUUACCUAUACCUAGAAAAGAAAAUCAUGUAAGCUUUAAGUUUUUGUGGAUAUAAUGUAGCAUAUUUUUUUUUGGUUUUCAAGGUGAGGUUCUUGAAUAACAUUAUACUGGUUGAUCAACAUGCUGUUUUAUCUCCUUUUAUCUGA
Solanum dulcamara is the source of this 690-nucleotide messenger RNA. RefSeq lists its product as uncharacterized. The record is from RefSeq and is a predicted model, not a curated record. The coding region runs from base 104 to 397 and encodes 97 amino acids. The transcript has 3 exons. NCBI's taxonomy places the organism in Eukaryota, Viridiplantae, Streptophyta, Magnoliopsida, Solanales, Solanaceae.